AGUAAAUGCUGCUUAGCCACUCUGUUUACAAUUUUGCGAAAAAACGAACGAUGUAUUGAAAUAUAUAUUAUAUAGCUAUGUAUGGUAUGCUUUUAGUUGUUAGCUACUUACAAAAACACAGCAUGUAGCAAAUAUGUCCAAAUAAAUUCGAAGUACUAGUGUAUUACGGUGUUUAUGCAACUUCAGUGUUGACUUUUAUGUAACCGGCGAGUAAAUUCAUAUUUCACGGACGCGUUUUCAUUUAAAUAUAUUUAAAGGUUUUGGUAACAUGGCAACGCUUACUCGCAAACUAUUACCUCUUGUAAGAAACGCGCUUUCAAAUCAAACGCGCCUCGCAUACGCACAUACAGUGUCAAUGAGGGAUGUUCGAGCAUUCACAUGCUCAGCAAGCGUGUUACAACUACAGAAUGAGCAUGGGACAAAUGCCCAUGUUUUGACUGGGAAAGUGGACAGAUUCGGCGGAGUGACAGUGAACAUCGGUGACAGUGAUUUCCCGUCGGAUAUCAGCGAAGGAGUAUUUAGUAAUCUACUGCGAGACUCUUUGGCUCAGUGGAGGACAGAGGGCCGGGUGGCAGUCUGGCUUCAUGUGCCCAUCUCUUUGAGCCGCUGUGCCGCGGCAGCUUCUGCUCAUGGCUUCACCUACCAUCACGCCAAACAGGACCAAGCCAUUCUGGCUCUGUGGCUGGGAGAUGGGCAGAGCAGGCUGCCUGGGUUUGCUACUCAUCAGAUUGGAGUGGCAGGUGCAGUCGUUGAUGAGUCAAAUGGAAAGGUUCUCGUUGUUCAAGACAAAAACAAGACAGUAAAUGCAUGGAAGUUCCCUGGAGGGCUCUCCGAUCCAGGAGAAAACGUUGGCACCACUGCGGUCCGAGAGGUCUUUGAGGAGACUGGAGUCCGCUCUGAGUUCAAGUCCCUUCUGAGCAUCCGGCAGCAGCACAACCACCCGGGUGCUUUUGGUAUGUCCGACAUGUACAUCAUCUGCCGCCUCAGCCCUCUCACUCAUGACAUCAACUUCUGCACCCAGGAGUGCCUGCGCUGCGAGUGGCUGGAGCUAACCGAGCUGGCCAAGACACACGCCACAACACCCAUCACUAGCCGCCUAGCCAGCCUCCUGCUUCACGGCCUAAACCAGGGCUUUGACAAGAUUGAUCUGGCUAUGGAGGAGCUGCCAGCUGUCUACUCAGGGAGGUUCUACCAGCUGUACCACAGGGAGCUGCCGCAGGUGCUAAAACACAAGGCCUGAGGACAGGGUCCGGCCUUACUUAGCACAACGAUACUAAUUGCACUAGCACGUCAGUGCUUGUCAUAUUAGUGUGUGGCUGGUGUUCUACCAUAAUACUAGGAAGUGUAUAUUUAUGGCAGACUGGAAUAUGUUUUUAUAAACUGUUACUAGGGAAGGAGGGUGUAGCAAAUGGUACCGAUGAUGACCACUGUAAAGGACAUUUUGCACAAAUCACAAGAUGUUCCUCGUCUGUAAAAAAUCUAAUAAAAAUACACAAUUUGAAGAAA
Molecule: messenger RNA, 1506 nt
Organism: Salvelinus fontinalis (brook trout)
Lineage: Eukaryota; Metazoa; Chordata; Actinopteri; Salmoniformes; Salmonidae
Product: nucleoside diphosphate-linked moiety X motif 6-like
Exons: 5
Coding region: 269-1240 (323 amino acids)
Molecular function (GO): NADH pyrophosphatase activity; nucleic acid binding; ADP-ribose diphosphatase activity
Source: RefSeq, a predicted model, not a curated record